GUUGUCUCUUCUCUCUCCCAUUUCCCUUGUAAAAACAAAACAUCAUCGAUUCCUUCUAAAGAAAUAACCCACGGAAGAUGGCUACUUUGGCGGCGGUUGCAGCUCGUAGAGCAGCUACUCUAGCUCGAACACCCCUUCCAUCUCAACCCGCUUCUCUCAUUCCUCGCCGUGGUCUUGCCGGCGCCGCAGAUCACCAUGGACCUCCAAAGGUUAAUUUUUGGCAAGACCCAAUGAGCCCAUCUAAAUGGAAGGAAGAACAUUUUGUUAUCGUCUCUUUAACUGGUUGGGGUCUGCUUUUCUUUAGUGGAUACAAGUUCUUCACUAAAGGCAAAGGCAAAAAGGAAGAGAACGCGGUGGAAACAACACACUAACGAGGUUGGAGUUUUUAUUUUAUUUUUAUAAGAUUUCAAGUAAUAAUGUAUGGGUGGAACUUUCAUGUCCUUGGGAUGUUUUUGUUGGCAAAUUAUUCAGUUUUCUUGUUCAUCAUUUCUUUUAUGACCAUUUAGUAAAACUUGGAGGUCCGUUGUACCUGUUUCUGUGGGCAUAGGAUGUAACAGUUUCUUGAAACUCAAAAUCCGUCUGUUGAUGGAUUUGAAAAGUUAAUAAUGAAGUAUGCUUUUGUGCA
Messenger RNA from Gossypium raimondii (Peruvian cotton), 625 nucleotides. RefSeq lists its product as uncharacterized. The transcript is spliced from 4 exons. Bases 78 to 371 code for a protein of 97 amino acids. NCBI's taxonomy places the organism in Eukaryota, Viridiplantae, Streptophyta, Magnoliopsida, Malvales, Malvaceae. The record is from RefSeq and is a predicted model, not a curated record.